AUGGAUACAAGGUUCCAUUGCGUCUACUUGCUUACGAGUCUCGACCCACAGUGUGUGGGGGAGUACUACGUUGGCUACACGGUCAACCCUAUUCGGCGUCUGCGACAGCACAAUGGGGAGCUUGUGAGUGGAGCGUGGCGCACCAAGCGGCGUGGGCGUCCGUGGGAGCUUGUCUGCUGCGUCUCCGGCUUUGGAGAGGACCGCAUCGCAUUGAAGUUUGAGUGGUGCUGGCAGCACCCGACAAAGUCCACCCACCUGAAGGCGCAGAUGCCUCAGCUGCGCGGGGUACACCGCCUUCCAUACGCGAUUGGGGUGCUGCAUCUAUUGCUGCAGGCCGACCUCUUUGUACGGCUGCAGCUUACGCUACACAUUUUUGAGCCGAUGCGCUUUUGGCAAGUGGUGGCGGAGCUCCAGCGACGGAGCCCGUCGCUUCCGCAGUUGGCAGAAACGUCUCUGCUGCGUAUAGAGGAGAUCGCGAAGGAGCGGUUUGUGACCCACUACCUCGCCGGGGCGGAGGGCGGUGGAGAUGUCGCCAUGGACAGCUGCAUCUACUUCAUAACGGCGCAACUCGGCGGCAACCCCGUCAGCCAGCUUGACGUGGACAGUUCUGGCCGCCGUAUGCGGGGCUGCGGGUAUUUGUCAGAGGAAGAGGUUCUUCGGCAGCACGUCAGAGUGAAAGAGUUGCUGGAGGCAAACCAGUGCCCCUGCUCACUGUGUUCCCUGCCCCUUCGAUCACCUUACUUUGUGCGGUGUGCUCGCACCCCGUUCUGUGCUCUGCGUGCUCACUUGACAUGUCUCGCCAUGUGGUUCACGCACGACAGUCUGCGGAAGCGCGAUUUGGUGACGGAUGUGUCCACCAGGCGUGCGUGUAACGGUGGAAACUGUAACACGCAAAGAGAUAAUAAUGGCAGCGAUGACGCCGUGGACACUUUUCUCUCAGCGCGGCCGCUUACUUCUCUUGCUGUGAACAGCGCGGACGACCGUUCGACGACGAGUGCCGCCCCAUCCGUUGAUCUUAGCUACAAUGUUUCUUUGAGUCGGGCGACUCUUUGCGGAUCGUCGCGGUCGCUGACGCUGUUGCCGUGCCAGCCCAGCCCAUGCCCUUUGUGUGAUGAGCCUCUGCAGUGGGGGGCGCUGGUACACGACCUGAAGCGUCGGGCCGUGGUCGAGAGGCGUUUGGUGGAGCGACAGCGGCGGGAGAAGAUGGAUGCGGCACUGGCGGAGCGGCUACGGCGCAUUGAGAGCAACAGCCUGGUUGAACGACAGUGUCACCCUUUGCCGACACCAGCUGCGGGGCCGAGGCGGCCACGCGGGCGGUGCCAUGACGAUGCCGUAGCUGGAGGGGGAAAGGAUGCUGUGGCGAAUCAGCAAGAUCGCGUGUUGGAGGGUGCGCCGCACAGCAAUAUAAAUGACUCUACCAUUUCGUUUUCUCUACCGCUUUGCGGGGAGGAGGAGUCUCUGUGUGGCAACAGCCGUCGUGGGGUGGCUCCUGUUGAACCUGCGGCUCAGGCAAUGAUGGGGAGGAGGUAUGACUCCCUUAGUGACUUGUGCGAUAGCGUUCUGCAGCUGACAGAGUUUAACGUCGAGGAUUGGUUGGAUGCAUGA
Messenger RNA from Trypanosoma rangeli, 1605 nucleotides. Its product is annotated as putative structure-specific endonuclease. The transcript has a single exon. The coding region runs from base 1 to 1605 and encodes 534 amino acids. The record is from RefSeq and is a predicted model, not a curated record. Gene Ontology annotation, cellular component: Slx1-Slx4 complex. Gene Ontology annotation, molecular function: crossover junction DNA endonuclease activity; 5'-flap endonuclease activity. Lineage: Eukaryota; Euglenozoa; Kinetoplastea; Trypanosomatida; Trypanosomatidae. Gene Ontology annotation, biological process: double-strand break repair via homologous recombination.